AUGUACGUCUAUAUCAUCUCUCCAAACCACCUCGAUAUUAACACGCCAAUCAAUCACUGCUUCUUGCCAGCCGUCCGUCCACCACUCGCUUGUCGAAAUGGCCGCCACCGUCCUUGCCAUGUCCAUCGCCUCGCCAGCGACUCCCGUCCCCGCAGUUCGCAGGAACUUCGCGCUCCGUCUUCGUCGGGCGAGCCACGUCUGUUGCCUCGGCUCCUCCUCCGCCUCGCCCUCUUCGACUCACUCGAAGUCUCACGGCGAAAGCAUCACCAAGAUCGCCGCCGAUCCCGGCGGUAAUGUUGUCGUCCGUAUCGCGCCGGCCAGCGAGUCCACGAUCGAAAGGGUGAUUUUUGAUUUCCGCUUCUUGGCCUUACUAGCUGUUGGAGGUUCACUUGCUGGCUCAGUACUAUGCUUUUUGAAUGGUUGUGUUUACAUAGUUGAUGCCUACAAAGUAUACUGGUCAAGCUGUGUUAAAGGGGUUCAUACUGGCCAGAUGGUACUCCGAUUAGUUGAGGCAAUUGAUGUCUACCUAGCUGGAACUGUCAUGUUGAUAUUUGGUAUGGGUUUAUAUGGACUUUUUAUCAGCAACGUACCCCCUGGAAUACCUUCUGGUAUUGAUCGUGCUCUAAAGGGAUCUUCUUUGUUUGGGAUGUUUGCUCUAAAGGAGCGGCCGAAGUGGAUGCAGAUCAGUUCACUUGACGAGUUGAAAACAAAGGUUGGGCAUGUCAUAGUCAUGAUUCUUCUGGUGAAGAUGUUCGAAAGGAGCAAAAUGGUAACCAUAGCUACGGGCCAGGAUCUUCUAAGUUACUCGAUAUGCAUAUUCUUGUCAUCGGCAUCCUUGUACAUUUUGCACAAUCUUCAUAGGCCCGAGUGAGGAUGAUUUUGAAUCCUACGAACAUGAAACCUAAAUCUUCCAUCUAUGUAUCAAGAUAUUCCAACAAAUGUGUGUUGCCAGCAAAAGUGUGUCAUCACCAUACAAUCAUUUAGAAAUGGUACAUGCAUAAUUAUGGUGGAGCAAAUCUUAAUCUGGUUUCAGUCUGGUA
Messenger RNA from Musa acuminata AAA Group (dessert banana), 1040 nucleotides. RefSeq lists its product as uncharacterized. Lineage: Eukaryota; Viridiplantae; Streptophyta; Magnoliopsida; Zingiberales; Musaceae. The record is from RefSeq and is a predicted model, not a curated record. The coding region runs from base 98 to 871 and encodes 257 amino acids. The transcript has 5 exons.